GGCGGGCGCGCGGGGCUCCGGGACAGCCGGUCGAGCCCUGGGGCUUCGGCCGCGACACCUGGAGGCGGAACAGGAAGACGCGGGCAGCGCCGCGACCUCGCCGGGCGCGGGGCGGGGGCUGUGUCCGCGCACCCCCGGGGGAGCCUCGGCCGCGGCCCCUGCCUGGGACACCCCGUUGUCCUCUCAUCCCAUGUCAUAGCCCCUCCCCUAGGCCUGGGCACCCCUGACCCCAUUAUCCCCCCAGCCCCACUCGGGCGCUGACCCGCGUCCCCGCCGGUCCCUCUCCUCGGCGGGUCCCCGGAGCCCCCGCAGGAACCGCCCGUCAGCGCCUCUGCUGGCCCCCCGACCCGCGUUCUAGUCCCGCCGCCGAGCUCCAGCCCCGGCCCGGAACCCGGCCCAGCCCCGCGCUUCCGCCGGGCCACGCGCCGGCACCAGCUGGGAUGCAGCCCGCAGGCCUGGAGGCCGUCCGGGAGGCGGCGGGCCGCGACGUGCUGGCCGCGGACCUUCUGUGCAGCCUCUUCGCUUCGGCGCUGCAGAGCUACAAGCGCGACUCGGUUCUGCGGCCCUUCCCCGCGUCCUAUGCCCGCCACGACAGCAAAGACUUCGAGGCCCUGCUCGCUGAUGCUAGCAAGUUACCCAACCUUCGAGAACUUCUCCAGGCCUCGGGCCACAGAGACAGACGGGCCUGGGACCUGGUGGGCUGGAUUUUAUCUUCAAAGGCCCUGGCGAUCCACAGUGCAGGGAAGUCGGAGUUCGAGAAGAUUCGGAAGCUGACCCGUGCCACCCACGUGGCCGUUCCUGCGCCAAACUUCCUGUUUGAAAUCGAGUACUUCGACCCAGCGAAUGCCAAGUUCUACGAGACCAAAGGCGAGCGAGAGCUCAUCUAUGCCUUCCACGGCAGCCGCCUGGAGAACUUCCACUCCAUCAUCCACAACGGCUUGCACUGCCACCUCAACAAGACGUCCCUGUUUGGGGAAGGCACCUACCUCACCAGCGACCUGAGCCUGGCCCUCAUUUACAGCCCCCACGGCCUCGGGUGGCAGCGGAGCCUUCUGGGCCCUGUCCUCAGCUGCGUGGCCGUGUGCGAGGUCAUCGACCACCCGGACGUCAAGUGCCAGAUGAAGAGGAAGGAUUCCCAGGAGAUAGACCGCAGGCGAGCAAGAAUCAAGAACAGCGAGGGGGGCGACGUCCCUCCCAAGUACUUUGUGGUCACCAAUAACCAGCUCCUGCGGGUGAAGUACCUGCUGGUCUACUCACAGAAGCAGCCCAAGGGGGCGUGCCGUCAGCUCUCCUGGGUGUCCAGCCACUGGUUCGCCGUCAUGAUCUCCCUGUACCUGCUGCUGCUGCUUGCCGUGAGUGUCAUCAACUCCUCAGCCUUCCAGCACUUCUGGAGAUGCGUCAAGAGAUAAUCUCCCCGGCCCCCUGGUAUGGGGUCUGUCUUAGCCACGUGCCUUACGGUCAGCUUGUCCUGUGCCUCUCGCCACGAGGGGCGUGGGCGCCCGGGGAGCCCAGGAACGAUGUUCCUCCGCCAUAAACGUAUCCGCUGCCUUUGAUGAUCUCACCGGAAACCUCGGGGCCCUCGUGCUUGGCUUCCAGGGGAACCCUCCUGUCUGCUCUUUCCUAAACAGUCCCCGGGAGUUGGCUUCUCAGCUGGGGCCAGAGGAAAAAAGUCUUGCUGUAUUUAAAAACAAAGUGUCCGAGCUGUCAGGGGCCUGUUUACAAUUGCUCCUGGCAGCCGUGGGCCGUCUCUGCUGCCUUCUGGAAGACAGAAAACGUGGAUUGGGGACCAUAAAUCACGAGGCACUCGCCUUGUUUUGACUCCAGACAGCCAAGAGGAACAGUCAUGCUUCUCAUAAAAACCAGGGGGAUCUUUUUUUUUGGAGUCCCUGCAGCCUUUGAGUGUGAGUGCAAAACAUUUCCACACUUUCUUCAGAUCUACACUCGGGCCUGUCCUGUCGCAGAGGAAGGCAUUGGGGCUGGGGGCACUUGGGGAGUGAGCUGCUCACGUCGGUUCUCCUGCAUGCUGCCAACCGGCUCUGCUUCCUGCCGAAAGGGAGUCAGGUGUGCAAGUUCUGAUUUUUUUUUUCCCCCCUAAAUCGCCCUGACACAUGGUCUCUGUGAACUGAGGGAAGGGGAAGUUUCGGAAACACGAGCACCUCUCGCCUGUGUCCACAGCCUCUCUCCUGUUGGGGUGCAGAGACUGGGUGCUGUGGCGGGUCCGCCCUUCUUCUCACGAAGCGGCCUUGAUGGUGUCCAGGGCCUUCUGUGGGCCCCUUAACCUAUGGGCCACUCAUCCCCACUCAGCUUGGGCUUGCCACGGAAGAAACUAGCUGCCCAGGGAGCUGCCAAUCAUUGUCCCUGUCCUCCUUCCUGUGGGGCGUGGCCAUUCCCGG
Molecule: messenger RNA, 2393 nt
Organism: Sorex fumeus (smoky shrew)
Lineage: Eukaryota; Metazoa; Chordata; Mammalia; Eulipotyphla; Soricidae
Gene: PARP16
Product: poly(ADP-ribose) polymerase family member 16
Exons: 6
Coding region: 441-1409 (322 amino acids)
Biological process (GO): endoplasmic reticulum unfolded protein response
Cellular component (GO): endoplasmic reticulum tubular network; membrane; nuclear envelope
Molecular function (GO): NAD+ poly-ADP-ribosyltransferase activity; protein serine/threonine kinase activator activity; kinase binding
Source: RefSeq, a predicted model, not a curated record